UAGCAAUUACUUCAAUAGUCAUAAAAUGUGUUGAUUCUUAAUCCUUGGGUUGCUGCAGGCAACAGGGCCUCUGUGUGUAUAUGUGUGUGUGUGUGUGUAUGUGUGUGUGUAUGUAAGAAAUGUUCUGUAUAUUCUCAGUAAUUCAUGUAAGAACUCAUUAAACUUAAGUUUUGUAUAUUUUAUGUAACAUCACAAUUAAAAUAAAUUUUGAAAACCCAAAACAUUCUCACCUGUUUGAGCUGCCCUUGUUCUAUAGUUGGUGUAUAUAUCUCUAGAAUGUUUUGUGUCUUUUUCUUUUGUCUUGAUAGAUUAUUGAUAAAUCAAAUAAUUUGGACAUUUCUAAAUGUAAAUACCAUGUGAAACAAAAAACAUGUGAUACAAAAAAUUAAUGUUGGGUAUACUUUGUUCCUUGGUUUAGGAGCUGGGACUAAUGAGCAUUAAAGGCCAUGGAUGAAGAUGAAUUUGAAUUGCAACCCCAAGAACCAAACUCAUUUUUUGAUGGAAUAGGAACUAAUUCUACACACAUGGAUGGUGAUCAAAUUGUUGUGGAAGUACAAGAAACUGUUUUUGUUUCUAAUUCAGACAUAACUGUGCAUAACUUUGUUCCUGAUGUACAAGACUCUGUUGUAAUCCAAGAUGUCAUUGAAGAUGUUGUUAUAGAGGAUGUUCAGUGCUCAGAUAUUUUAGAGGAAGCUGAUGUAUCUGACAGUGUCAUCAUUCCUGAGCAAGUACUUGAUUCAGAUGUAACCGGAGAAGUUUCUUUAGCACAUUGCACAGUUCCCGAUGACAUUUUACCAUCUGAGAUUACUUCAACCUCAAUGCCCAUGCCAGAACACGUCUUGACAAGUGAAUCUAUACACAUGUCCAAUGUUGGACACGUUGAACAUGUGGUUCAUGAUAGUGAAGUGGAAGCAGAAAUUGUCACUGAUCCUCUGACGACUAACUUAGUUUCAGAAGUAUUAGUAGCAGAUUGUGCCUCUGAAGCAGUCAUAGAUGCCAAUGGAAUUCCUGUGGACCACCAGGAUGAUGACAAAAGCAACUGUGAGGAUUACCUUAUGAUUUCCUUGGAUGAUGCUGGCAAAAUAGAACAUAAUGGUUCCACUGCUGUGAAUACGAAUGCAGAGUCAGAUAUUGAUUCUUGUAAAGUAGAAGGCACUUGCCCUGAAGUCAUCAAGGUAUACAUUUUUAAAGCUGACCCUGGUGAGGAUGACUUAGGUGGAACAGUAGACAUUGUGGAGAGUGAGCCUGAGAAUGAUCAUGGAGUUGAACUGCUUGAUCAGAACAGCAGUAUUCGUGUUCCCAGGGAAAAGAUGGUUUAUAUGACUGUCAAUGACUCCCAACAAGAAGAUGAAGAUUUAAAUGUUGCUGAGAUCACUGAUGAGGUUUAUAUGGAAGUGAUUGUAGGAGAAGAAGAUGCUGCUGUUACAGCAGCAGCUGCUGCUGUGCAUGAACAGCAGAUAGAUGACAGUGAAAUGAAAGCCUUCAUGCCAAUUGCAUGGGCAGCAGCUUAUGGUAAUAAUUCUGAUGGAAUUGAAAACCGGAAUGGCACAGCAAGUGCCCUCUUGCACAUAGAUGAGUCUGCUGGCCUUAGCAGACUAGCUAAACAAAAACCAAAGAAAAGGAGAAGACCUGAUUCCAAGCAGUACCAAACAGCAAUAAUUAUUGGUCCUGAUGGACAUCCCUUGACUGUCUACCCUUGCAUGAUUUGUGGGAAGAAGUUUAAAUCAAGAGGUUUUUUGAAAAGACACAUGAAAAACCAUCCUGAACACAUUGCCAAGAAGAAGUAUUGCUGUACUGACUGUGAUUACACUACCAACAAAAAGAUAAGUUUACAUAAUCACCUGGAAAGCCACAAAUUGACCAACAAGGUAGAGAAAGUCAUUGAGUGUGAUGAGUGUGGAAAGCAUUUCUCUCACACUGGGGCUUUGUUUACUCACAAAAUGGUGCAUAAGGAAAAAGGAGCCAACAAAAUGCACAAGUGUAAAUUCUGUGAAUAUGAGACAGCUGAACAAGGAUUAUUGAAUCGCCACCUUUUGGCAGUCCACAGCAAGAACUUUCCUCAUAUUUGUGUAGAGUGCGGUAAAGGUUUUCGGCACCCAUCAGAGCUCAAAAAGCACAUGCGAAUCCAUACUGGCGAGAAGCCGUACCAAUGCCAGUACUGCGAAUAUAGAUCUGCAGACUCUUCUAACUUGAAAACACAUGUAAAAACUAAGCAUAGUAAAGAGAUGCCAUUCAAGUGUGACAUUUGUCUUCUGACUUUCUCAGAUACCAAAGAGGUGCAGCAACAUGCUCUUAUCCACCAAGAAAGCAAAACACACCAGUGUUUGCAUUGUGACCACAAGAGUUCGAACUCAAGUGAUUUGAAGCGACACAUAAUUUCAGUUCACACGAAGGACUACCCCCAUAAGUGUGACAUGUGUGAUAAAGGCUUUCACAGGCCUUCRGAACUCAAGAAACAUGUGGCUGCCCACAAGGGUAAAAAAAUGCACCAGUGUAGACAUUGUGACUUUAAAAUUGCAGAUCCAUUUGUACUAAGUCGCCAUAUUCUGUCAGUUCAUACAAAGGACCUUCCAUUUAGGUGUAAGAGAUGUAGAAAGGGAUUUAGGCAACAGAAUGAGCUUAAAAAGCAUAUGAAGACACACAGUGGCCGGAAAGUCUAUCAGUGUGAGUACUGUGAGUAUAGCACUACGGAUGCCUCAGGCUUUAAACGGCAUGUUAUUUCCAUUCAUACAAAAGACUAUCCUCAUCGUUGUGAGUACUGCAAGAAAGGUUUCCGAAGACCUUCGGAAAAGAACCAGCACAUAAUGCGACAUCACAAAGAAGUUAGCCUGUCCUAAUAAGUUCACAGACUUUCUACAGAUGUUGGUCAUGUAACAGGAAAACCAUUUUAAAGUCUAUCAUUCUUGUUCUCAUACAAUACCAUAUACAUUGAUUUAUGCUACGUACAAACAUGAUUUUUGCUUCUAUU
This is a messenger RNA of Urocitellus parryii (Arctic ground squirrel), 2968 nucleotides long. Its product is annotated as zinc finger X-chromosomal protein-like. The record is from RefSeq and is a predicted model, not a curated record. Gene Ontology annotation, molecular function: metal ion binding; RNA polymerase II transcription regulatory region sequence-specific DNA binding; DNA-binding transcription factor activity, RNA polymerase II-specific. Gene Ontology annotation, biological process: regulation of transcription by RNA polymerase II. NCBI's taxonomy places the organism in Eukaryota, Metazoa, Chordata, Mammalia, Rodentia, Sciuridae. Gene Ontology annotation, cellular component: nucleus.